Selaginella moellendorffii is the source of this 877-nucleotide messenger RNA. RefSeq names its product psbP-like protein 1, chloroplastic. Gene Ontology annotation, molecular function: calcium ion binding. Gene Ontology annotation, biological process: photosynthesis. The transcript is spliced from 7 exons. Bases 45 to 854 code for a protein of 269 amino acids. Gene Ontology annotation, cellular component: photosystem II oxygen evolving complex; photosystem II; extrinsic component of membrane. NCBI's taxonomy places the organism in Eukaryota, Viridiplantae, Streptophyta, Lycopodiopsida, Selaginellales, Selaginellaceae. The record is from RefSeq and is a predicted model, not a curated record.
UCUUCGUAAGUUUGGUUAUAGCUUGAACGAGUUGAACGGUCUAGAUGUGCAGAGAGGGGUCUAUCUGCUCCUCGUUUGCUUUGGCCUCUAGGAGCCCAGGAAUGGCAGCGUGGUGUGGAAGACCAAUUUAUCUCGCACUGGAGCCGCAGGUAGCCGCAUUUUACUCAGAAGUGCCUCCGGCAUUGCGAGGAUGCCCCAAGGUCACAAUUUUCUGCUUCUACUUUUUCCUGUUCACUCACGUUUGGAUCUCACAGACCAAACAGUCUAUAAAGAUGAAGAGCUCCAUGAACUUGGAUCAUUUUGAUGACAGGACCAAGCGUCGGCAGAUUCUCGUAGGCGUCGGGACAUUGUUGUUGAUCUCUCCCGACGUUGCCCGCGCCGAGAAAACUCCUGCAGGCUUCAAGGCAUCAUUGGACAAAAACGAUGGCUACGUAUUUUACUAUCCAUUCGGCUGGGAGGAAAUUGUUGUCAAAGGUCAGGAUGUAGUGUACAAAGACGUGAUUGAGCCACUGGAAAGCGUCAGUGUGAAUAUUGUGAAAACUGAGAAAACCGACAUUCACGAUUUUGGACCUCCCGAUAAGCUUUCGAAAACUCUAGUCGAGAAGUUCCUCACCUCACCGUCGCAAAAAACGCAAGUUAUUGAAGCCAAGGAGAGAGAAACCGAUGGCAAGCCAUACUACACGUUCGAGUUCCUUGCCAAGGACAAAACGUACACGCGACAUGCGCUGGCAGCAGUCACAGUUGCAAACGGCAAAUUCUACGCGCUCGUCACCGGAGCUAACGAGAGACGAUGGAACAAGAUGCGCGACCGGCUGCACAGCGUUGUCGACUCGUUCAGGCUCUUGGAAUACUGAGUGAGCCUUUCUUCUUUUGUUUG